UCGUCCGAUUAUCUGCAACAUGAGUCUCGGUAUAAGGUGCUGAAACACGCAAUGGACACGGAGGAGAACAUGUACGAUGAAGUGGAACAGGAAGACUCUUCGGGUGCCGAUUUUUCCGCCAGCGAGGAUGAGUGGACUCCGGAGAAAACGAAAGAGCCCGCCAAAAAGCCGGCUGAAACGAAAAAGGCAAAGGGGAAACCGUCCGCGACCGCCAAGAAACCAGUGAUUCCCACGGGCCCUAUUCGGGUGUCGCGCAGAAUAGCGGCAAAGAAAGGUGUCGAGCUGCCUGAUGACAUGAAUGAACAUGUUGCCGCACCGGCGAAAGAGAUUGCGAACGAAAGUUCCGAUGAAGAAACGGACGAGGAAGAGCGGAAAGAAGCAAAACGGAAAGCAAAGCGCAAGAGCAACGCGAAACGGGCUCCUGCUAAACGGCAGAUCCAGAAAUGUUCCGUCGAAGAUGAACCAAUCAAGCUGACGACGUUUACGGUGGAGCAACUGUAUCGGAAGUAUCGGCCGGAUCUAUCACAUCCGUCAGUGGCGCCGGCGCAACCAAGUACCUCGAAAGCAGCAUCAAUGGUUGCCACACAACCGAAAGCGAAAGAUGGUGACGAUGAAUCGCAGAGUAGCGGCGAUGACUACCUGGUUGAUCCAAGUGAGCUCGAUUUGAGUUCGGAGUUCUUUCGUCCAACGAAACAGGAGCGGAAACAGCGCCAAGCGGUGGAUCUGUUCUUUGACUGUAACGCGGGUGUGGAGCUAACCGACUCGGAGGAUGAGGAAUCCAAUGGUGUACCGUCCGUCUCGAAACGCAAGGUGAGCACGACGGAACCGAUGCCGGUGAAAGACACCGACGUAGAGCUGGGCAUGAAGUUGCUGCAACAAGUCAAUCAAUCAACGGAGGCUUUGGCACAGAUCAAACGGCUCAAGGAAACGCCAACCGGCGGCAGCGCUUCCACGUCCACCAAAAAACCUGCACCAGCUGAUAGUACACAAGGGAAGAUGGAUCCACAGACGGAAGAUAGCCAUCGUGAGGAUAUUGCCAGUAUUCUGCACGUGGGAGAGAAGCUGGCCAAACACUGCGGUAAAUCGUUGAUCAGUGGAAUCGGUGGUCGGAGUGAUUUCGUAGCAGUUCCAUCGCUCGAACGAUCUGCAAAACCGAAAGAUAUUGAAAUAACACUGAAGCCAACGGUGACAACCGACGCUAAGGGAAAGAAGCGAACGUUUGACGUCCUGUCUGCCCUGAAGCGGUUCAUGAACCGCGAAAAACGCAACAGCCAAAUCCAUCUGCACAAAUUGUCGCUCCUCUGUUGGAUCGGCCACGGAACGUACGUGAACAACGAGCUCCGGAAGCCGUCGCUGAUACGUUUCGCACAGAAAAAGCUACUACCCGGUGCGUUAAGCCAUGCCACCCGACCGAAUGGUCUCACCAAUCUGCGGUACUUCCAGGAACUAACGCGCUACUAUCGCCGCACGGUGAUGCUCAAAGACGAUACGAUGUUCUACCGACAGCGACGUCAUCCGACGUUGGCCAAAUUCCUUAUCUUUGCUAUCGCUAAAAGGGCCGCCUACUGUAAGCGAGAUUACAUUCUACUCUUCGUGUUAAUGCUGCGCUCACUCGGGGUGUACUGUCGGCUCGUCAUCUCACCUCCCGUCCCAUCGAAGACAGUUCCAGCGAGUCAGUUGUACAAAAUGAACCCACGAACGGGACGAGAUCUGGCCAUGGAGCGUCAGCUGUUGUACGACUUCCGUGAAGCACCCGCCGACAGUAUGGUGCACGUGGCCAAGGAAAAGCUUCGAGCACAAAUUGCAAAGCAAUCCGAUCGGAAGGGUGGUCCUAGCGAUGCGGGUGCGAGGAAACGGAAGCUGGCCGCUGGCUUUUCGAUUCCACAACUGGAUGGUGGAGCAGAUGAUAUCACACGAGGGGCCGAAGGUGGUGGCUCGGAGGAAAAGAAACUGCGCCUCAUGUCUGGGUCCUUUCUGAAGGCGGAAAGCAAUCGAUCAAAGACAGUCGCACCUCCGCUUGCGGUUCUCACUUUGGAUUCAAUGGAAGAGGUACGCCGUAGAAGGGAACGAAUUGUGGAGGCAUAUCGAGCUCGAGCUGCCAAGCUACUGGCGAGCAAGAAGAAGAAGCAAGCGCACAAUCGGAACGCAGAGGAUGCGCGGAAGAAGAUAAAGGCUAAUGAAAAGGGCAAACCCGGAAAGGAUUACUGGGUUGAAGUGUUCUGUGAGCACGAGGACAAGUGGAUCACGAUCGAUGUGCUGAAUGGUAGCGUGUACAAUCUGGAGGACAUUGUUAAACAAGCAACACAACCGAUUGCAUACGUGCUGGCCUGGAACAAUGACGGCUCUGUGAAGGAUGUCUCACCCCGGUACAUCUCACGGUUCGGUAGCAUCAAGGGUAAACUGAGGAUCGAAGAUGAAUGGUUGGAGCGGGCACUUAAACCCUACCGAGGACAGCGCACGAAGCGUGAUAUCAUCGAGGACAUCAAGUUCGAUCGUUUGCUCAACAAACGGCCUUUUCCGGAGCAGAUCGCCGAAUAUCGGAAUCAUCCAAAGUACGCAAUCGAACGGUUUCUGCGACGUAACGAAGCAAUCUAUCCACCGGAUGCACCCAUCGUUAGCUAUAUCCGGGGGGAACCGAUCUAUCUACGAAGCUGUAUCUACACGCUACAAUCGCGCGACGGUUGGCUCCGGCAAGCGAAAACGGUCCGCAUGCACGAACAACCGUACAAGGUGGUGAGUGCGAGGGCCAAGUACGACCGAGUGCUCGGUAGGAGCGUCACCGGCCAAACGGUGGAGCUGUUUGGUGAGUGGCAGGUGGAGGACUACGUACCACCGGUAGCCAAGGAUGGGUUGGUACCGCGCACGGCAUACGGUAACGUGGAUCUCUUCAAGCCCUGCAUGCUGCCGAAGGGAACGGUGCAUUUGCAGCUGCCGGGACUGAAUCGGAUCUGUCGCCGUUUGCGAAUCGACUGUGCGCAGGCCAUCACGGGGUUCGAGUAUCGGAGCGGCGGCUGCCAGGCCGUGUACGAUGGAUUUGUUGUGUGCGAGGAGUUUCGGGAGCGGUUGUUGGACGAGUGGUACCAGGAGCAGGUGGAGCUGGAACGGAAGGAGCAGGAACGGCGCCGCGAACGAAUCUACGCCAACUGGAGGCGCCUUAUCGUGGGGCUGCGCAUAAGGAAGAAGCUAAAGGAUCGUUACAAUUUCGAUAAUAUGUGAAGGAGUCGUUAUGUUGGCGUGCAGUUUAUCGUUACAAUCCUUUUUUUUUGCUUUUAUUUAUUUAAAGAGCUAAUGAAGCUCUAUCUGCGAAGCUCUGCGAUUAGGUUGAAAUAUUUCACGAAGCUAUGUUGCGUGGAAGAUAUCAGGAUAUUGGAGCUCCAACUCCAAAAAAGGAUUCGUUUUGGAACGGCCCGUUGAAGUAUUAAAAGCAACUGAACUCAUUUAAUAAUAAAGAUUCUCUUUGUUGAAUGUAUGAAA
Molecule: messenger RNA, 3474 nt
Organism: Anopheles aquasalis
Lineage: Eukaryota; Metazoa; Arthropoda; Insecta; Diptera; Culicidae
Product: DNA repair protein complementing XP-C cells homolog
Biological process (GO): nucleotide-excision repair; mismatch repair
Cellular component (GO): nucleotide-excision repair factor 2 complex; nucleus; XPC complex
Molecular function (GO): damaged DNA binding; single-stranded DNA binding
Source: RefSeq, a predicted model, not a curated record